Molecule: messenger RNA, 1805 nt
Organism: Oncorhynchus gorbuscha (pink salmon)
Lineage: Eukaryota; Metazoa; Chordata; Actinopteri; Salmoniformes; Salmonidae
Product: sulfide:quinone oxidoreductase, mitochondrial-like
Exons: 10
Coding region: 159-1508 (449 amino acids)
Cellular component (GO): mitochondrion
Molecular function (GO): FAD binding; sulfide:quinone oxidoreductase activity
Source: RefSeq, a predicted model, not a curated record
CUGGGUAUUAUGCAAUCCGUGACACUCUCGAGGCGUGUGUUCAAAAAAAUCAGAUUUUAAUAGAAGUCUGUGGGUAGAUCGCCAGCUUGCAAGGAUCAUAUCCCGUUUUCGCAAUUUCCUUCAUUAAAUAAGAAUUCUAGAGAUACAGAAGGGAAUACAUGGCAACAGUGACAGUCAUGCACCGGCAGCCAGCCCUGUGGAGGCAGUGUCAUAGGACGGCUGGCAUUGGCGUCUGUCGUCUCCACACCAGCAGCAGCAGUGCCUCCUCCAAAGAGCAUUACAAGGUCCUAGUGCUGGGAGGAGGAACUGGGGGCAUCACAAUGAGUGCUCGGAUGAAGAGGAAGCUAGGGGCGGAAAAUGUGGCCGUAGUGGAAACCAGUGAGAUGCACUACUAUCAACCCAUCUGGACGUUGGUUGGAGCUGGGAUCAAAAGUGUGGCCGCCUCUGGUCGCCCUACAGCCAGUGUCGUACCUCCGGGAGUCAAGUGGGUGAAAUCGAAUGUACGGGAGAUCGACCCAGACACAAACACUGUGCGCACAGACAAUGGCAUGGAGAUCUCCUACCAGUAUCUGAUAGUGGCUCUAGGUCUACAACUACACUACGAGAAGAUCAAAGGCCUGCCUGGGAUUGAUGAUUGGGAGGAAUUUAAGAUUGGUUCAAACUACUCCGUGCAAACCGUGGAGAAGACUUGGAGUGCACUGCAGAACUUCAAGGAGGGAAAUGCUAUAUUCUCUUUCCCCAACACUCCGGUGAAGUGUGCAGGAGCACCACAGAAGAUCAUGUACCUGACCGAUGCUUAUCUCAGAAAGACAGGGAAAAGAGCAACUGCCAACGUCAUGUACAACACGUCACUGCCAGUGCUGUUUGGGAUCAAGAAAUAUGCAGAUGCAUUGUGGGAGAUAGUGAAGAAUCGCGACAUCCAGGUGAAUCUCAGACACAACCUUGUAGAGGUCCGGGCCAACAAGCAGGAGGCCGUGUUUGAAAACCUUGACAAUCCUGGAGAAACUAAAGUGUUUGAGUAUGAGAUGCUUCACGUCACUCCUCCAAUGGGACCCAACCCGGUGAUUAAAGGAUCCUCAUUGGCUGAUGAGGGUGGCUGGCUGGACGUCAACAAAGAGACCCUUCAGCAUAACAAGUAUCCCAACGUGUUUGGGAUCGGAGACUGCACCAACCUGCCGACAGCCAAAACAGCUGCUGCCGUGGCUGCUCAGUCUAGUAUUCUGGACAGGACUAUUUCAAAAGUCUUGAAGAAUGAAAAGCCGGAUACGAAGUACGAUGGCUACACUUCCUGCCCUUUGGUGACGAGUUACAGUAAAGUCAUUCUGGCUGAGUUUGACUAUAAUGGUCAGCCAUUGGAGACAUUCCCCAUUGACCAAAGCAAGGAGAGAUGGACCAUGUACCACAUGAAAGCUGACGUGAUGCCUCAUCUGUACUGGCAUGGUCUUCUCAAGGGAUUCUGGGGUGGACCAGGACCAAUCAGGAAAAUCAUGCACCUUGGGAUGAAAUAAAGUUAGAACCUGUUCAGAUGUGCUGUUCCAGACUGCUACACUGUAAUCUUUACAAUAAUCAUGAUCGUUUCAUAAUACAAUUUAAACAAGUCAUUGACAAUCAAUUGAAAUCUCAAAGUAAAUCGAUGACAAAAGUAAUAUUGCAGCAUUCCAUGACCUACUAUAUCGUUCAUUAUAAACUGGGUGGUCCGAGCUCUGAAUGCUGAUUGGCUGAAAGCCGUGGUAUAUCAGACCGUAUACAACGGGUAUGACAAAACAUGUAUUUUUAGUGCUCUAAUUAUGUUUGUAACCAGUUUA